Oncorhynchus tshawytscha (Chinook salmon) is the source of this 828-nucleotide messenger RNA. It is a transcript of the gene mtnr1c, whose product is annotated as melatonin receptor 1C. NCBI's taxonomy places the organism in Eukaryota, Metazoa, Chordata, Actinopteri, Salmoniformes, Salmonidae. Gene Ontology annotation, biological process: G protein-coupled receptor signaling pathway. Gene Ontology annotation, cellular component: membrane. The record is from RefSeq and is a predicted model, not a curated record. Gene Ontology annotation, molecular function: melatonin receptor activity.
AUGAACAAGGCAUCCGCGGGGAAUAUCUUUGUGGUGAGUCUGUCGGUGGCAGACAUGGUGGUGCCUAACCUCCUGGCUCUCCUGGCCAUCUUCCACAAUGACUGGACAGUUGGGGUUGUGCACUGCCAGCUCAGAGGCUUAAUCAUGGGCCUCGGUGUCAUUGGCUCCAUCUUCAACAUCAUGGUCAUUGCCAUCAACCGCUACUGCUACAUUUGCCACAGCCUGCACUACAACCGCCUGUUCAGCACCAGGAACACCUGCUGCUACCUGGGCAUCACCUGCCUGCUCACUGCCAUGGUCACGGUGCACAACGUCUUUGUGGGCUCACUGCAGUACGACCCAUGCAUCUACUACUGCACCUUCGCCCAGAGCAGCUCCUACUACACCAUCUCUGUGGUGCUCAUCCACUUCCUGGUGCCCCUCUCGGUGGUCUGUUACUGCUAGCUGAGGAUCUGGGUGUUAGUCAUCCAGGUGAAACAAAGGGUGAAACCAAAUGACAAGCAGAAACUAAAGCCCAGCGACCUUCACAACUUCUUGACUAUGUUUGUUGUGUUCCUAUUGCUUGCUGUGUGCUGGGGACCACUCAGCUUUAUUGGCCUGGCAGUGGCCACUGACCCGGAAGGGUGUCUCAAUACUGCCAUCUACGGGCUACUCAAUCAGAACUUUUGUAAUGAAUACCAGCGCAUCUUCCUGUGGCUGUGCACCGCUCUAACAGAUUUUGUGGAAGGCUCCAGGUGUGGGACUGAGGGAUUUAUAAGAACAACAAGUAAACAGUCACAUGUAGUGUCAAACAGCAAUCAGGCUGAGGGUGAACCUGUAGGUGAAUAG